AUGAAUCAGCUCCAGGAGAGGGCCGGGAAGUAUAUCAAGGCUGAGGAAAGCCUGAAGAAAUCCCAGAAUAACCAGGGACCGUCCCCGAACCCAAAAAAACGUGGAAACGACACCGAGUACAACGCGGAUAGUAAGUAUUCUAAGUCAGGGGAUGAUGAUAAGUCCCCGACCAAAAAGAGAGCAGGACCGAGGUUCACUGUGUAUGCAAGGCUGAAUGCCCCUAGGAGUCAGAUCCUGAUAGAAAUUGAGAAAGAUGGAAGUGUUCGAUGGCCGAAGCCUAUUAUGACUGACCCCGAAAAGAGAAACAUGGACUUGUACUGCAGGUUUCAUAAGGAUACAGGACAUAAGACCGAUGAUUGUCGGCAGUUGAAGGAUGAGAUUAAUUUUUUGAUCCAGAAAGGCAAGUUGUCCAGGUAUACGAGGGAUACAGACAGGAAUCCCCGUGACAAUGAUAAUCGUGGAAAAGACAACGAUGAUAGGGAUAAGGGAAACCAGCCUAGAGGGCCUGUGAUCAAUAUAAUCUCUGGAGGACCGACCGCAGAAGGCCUAUCUAGUAACUCACAAAAAGCUUAUGCUCGUGAAGUGAUGUGCAUUGUUGGAGAGCCCCCGAAGAGGGCAAAAAUUGAGUUUGCUCUAGCAUUCGACAAUUUAGAUCUUGACAGAGUGAAAUUUCCCCAUGAUGAUCCUUUGAUGGGAUAUUCUGAUUCGCAAUUGACACCUUCAGAUAUGCCUAUAUACGGCUUUGAUAACGUGGAGACAAAAAUUGAAGGUAUGAUCCAACUACCCGUGACAAUGGGCACCGAGCCUAGACAGGCCACAUGUAUGCUGAAUUUUUUGGUCGUUAAGGCUUCAUCAACCUACAAUGCUAUCCUUGGGAGGACUGGGAUACAUGCUUUUAAAGCCAUCCCAUCCACCUACCACUUGAAGAUCAAAUUCCCUACCAAGAACGGAGUGGGAGAAGAAAUAGAAGAUCAAAAAAUGGCUAGAAGUUGUUAUGUGGGGGCUCUGAAGUCUGGAGGGACCGGGGGGCAGGUUCUCCCAAUUGAGGACUUGGAUGUCCGAGAAGAAGAGGAAAGGAGAGGGAAUCCUGCUGAGGACUUAGUUCCCAUCUCCCUAUAUCCAGAUGAGCCCGAGAAGAUGACCUAUUUAGGGGCGUAA
Messenger RNA from Daucus carota subsp. sativus, 1158 nucleotides. RefSeq lists its product as uncharacterized. The record is from RefSeq and is a predicted model, not a curated record. The coding region runs from base 1 to 1158 and encodes 385 amino acids. The transcript has 2 exons. Lineage: Eukaryota; Viridiplantae; Streptophyta; Magnoliopsida; Apiales; Apiaceae.